AUGAGCGGGUCUGCGACGCCGCAGCGGCUCGCGAGCAAUCAUGCAGAAGAGGCAGAGCAACGAAAAGAGCUUUGGCAACGACUGCGGCAACACAAGGCAGAGCGGGUGGCGCGACAAUUUAUCAACAAUGCUGCGCGCGAUAAGCCCAUCACCCGGACGAAGCGGCACCAGGCCCUGCCCAUCGAACAAACGGCGCCUCUGAGCUUUCUGGAAACUGCCACCGGCCUCGAGGCAGAAGCCUCCGAGCGCAGGUCAACGGUCCGAGAGCCAGCAGCAAUAGCAUCGGCACAGCCUGAAGCUAUUGUUGAAGCCUUUAUGCAGCGUCGUCAAUACAUCCGCGACCAGCAGCAUCAUGCCGGUGAGGUGCGUGCGUUCCUCCAGAGCAAAAAUCGUGUUCCGGCUGAGAAUCGUGUCUUGGCUCAGGCGUUGGACCAGCCAGAUGCAGAUCACGGUCCAGCAAUCGUGGCUCCGGCCCAGUCAUACAAUGGACAGCCUGGACCGACUUCGCCCGUCCCAAAGACUGGCACGGGCACACAAGACACCACGAAACCAAGCCCGCUGCUUCCGGCCAUGGGCCUCGACCCGCACAUCCGGGAGUUUGUGCGGACGAACCGCUGGCAGCUUCAUGAUCUCUUUUCCCGCUUCAAGCGAACGCCUGAAGACUAUCAUCUGACGACAGAUGCGCUCUGCCGCUGGUUUGCGGUAGUAGGUGGACUAGCGGACCCGGACCCGAACGAGCGGCGCGUCAUGGGCCUACUGUACCGUCCCUUUCGUGGCGAUUUGCGAGGCAUCUCGACACGACAAAUUCAGCGCUAUGUGGCACACUGUGGUGUGGGCGCAGGGAGAUUAGUGGAUUACCGUUUGUUGCUUGACGACCACGUUUCGCAAGUGAUGAAAGAACAGCGUUUGCGUCACGACCGGGUUUCGCGCCGUCGCCAUGGACUGCCUCCGCGAUCUGAAGAGGAAGUGCAUGAAGCCAUUGCCGCAUGCUUGGCGCGCAAUUGCGAUCCGAAUAGCUGGCUUGACUCUUUGCCCUUAUGA
Messenger RNA from Monosiga brevicollis MX1, 1041 nucleotides. RefSeq lists its product as uncharacterized. The coding region runs from base 1 to 1041 and encodes 346 amino acids. The transcript has 3 exons. Lineage: Eukaryota; Choanoflagellata; Craspedida; Salpingoecidae. The record is from RefSeq and is a predicted model, not a curated record.